AUGGACAUCCUGUGGAGGCCGGGCGCUCCGUACGCAGCGUUCAGCCUCGUCGUCACUUUGCUGUUUGAUGUGUGGUCUGCUCAGGGUCUGGAGAUGCUUGUGGGGAAGAUUCCCUUCCUGGAGGCGGUGAAUGGAAGCACCGUCAUGUUGCCCUGCUCGUACGCCAGCUGUAUCGGCAUUGAAAACCUUUACUUCAACUGGCAAUUCAAUGACAACGGCACCAUGACGAAGGUGUGUGAAGCAGAGAUAGCCUCGGAGGAGGUGGAGCCGCCGGUGAAGAUAUUUAGAGAUAGAGUGGAGUUUGUGGGGAAGAACCAUAAAAACAACGUCUCCAUCCUGUUGUGGAACAUCACCUUUGAGGACGCAGGCCAGUACACUUGUUAUGGGCGCAAUCCCAAAGAGAAAGGCAGGAACCACAGCGCCAUCUUCACCCUCAUCGUGGUGGACGAGUUGAGGGUGGUUGACAACACGCUAACCAUCAUUAUAGCCUCAGCUGUGGGCGGGGCCAUCGCCUUUCUGAUAGGCUUCAUGCUGCUCAAGAACUUCACUCUCUUUGUACUCGCUAAACUUGAGGAGAAAAAUAAGGAGUGCCUUGUAACGUCAUCAGGGAUCGACAACACAGAAAACGGCGUCUCAGGAUCCAAAGCUGAUUCAAAGCCAACACCAAAAAAGAAAUGA
Nematolebias whitei (Rio pearlfish) is the source of this 678-nucleotide messenger RNA. RefSeq names its product sodium channel, voltage-gated, type IV, beta b (gene scn4bb). Lineage: Eukaryota; Metazoa; Chordata; Actinopteri; Cyprinodontiformes; Rivulidae. Gene Ontology annotation, biological process: regulation of ventricular cardiac muscle cell membrane repolarization; cardiac muscle cell action potential involved in contraction; regulation of sodium ion transmembrane transporter activity. The record is from RefSeq and is a predicted model, not a curated record. Gene Ontology annotation, molecular function: sodium channel regulator activity; transmembrane transporter binding. The coding region runs from base 1 to 678 and encodes 225 amino acids. The transcript has 5 exons. Gene Ontology annotation, cellular component: voltage-gated sodium channel complex; membrane.